AUGGCGCGCGGCUCCCGGUGCCUGGCGGUGCAGGGCGUGGAGAUCGGCGCCUCGUCCCUGUUCCCUAAGCGGUCCGAGCCAGUGUCUGCCACAGAACCCAGGUGGAUUUGGCUCACGUGGACCAAUGACCCCGUCAACAUCGGCUUGAAUAGGACCCUGCUAUUUCAGGAGCCAGUGACAGCUGAGAACGUGGCCAUUUACUUCACCCAAACUGAAUGAGCCAGCCUGAACUCUGUACAGAGGGCCCAGUACAGGGAAGCGCGGAUGCUAGAGAAUUAUGCAAAUUCCCUGGCUUUUCCACUUACCAGACCUGUUCUGGGCUCCUGACUGGAGCAAGGAGAACCAGCAUGGGGGCUCAAUCCCAGGGAACCUGUGAACAGAGAGGCCCCAAGGUGAGUCAUGCCUGGGAGUAAGACCAGAACUGAGAAGGAAGAAUUAACUACAAAGGAACACAUUUCCAAAGAAACACCCCUGACAUCAGAAGGGCUACCAGGGAAUGUUUCCCAUCAUCUUGACUUUGGGAGCAGCCAAGAGCAGCUCCAAGGUUUCUGGAUAGUUAGGACAAUAAAGAGGAGAGAUUUCACAGAUGGGUCAACCAGGCAUCAUGAGACCUAUGCUAUCGAGAGAAGAGAGAAGUGUGAGAAAUCUGCGAAAAAUAUUAGUGUGAGCACACAGCUCACCAUGAAUCAGACAAUUCCUACUGCUGAGAUAUCUUAUGAAUGUGGAUGUGGCAGAUAUUUUAGUUAAAUGAUAGACUUCCACUGAUAUCAGAGGCAUUGCAUCAGUGACAGAUCUCUUGAAUGCCCAGAACAGGGAAAAGACUUCAGGUUUAACUCACUACUUACUCAGCAUCAAUUGAUUCACACUGGAAAGAAGCCAUUCAAAUGUAAAUGUGGGAGAGGGUUAAGUUCAGACAUGGUCUUGCUUUAGCACCAGAGGGAGAAGUCCUACAAGUGCAAGGAGUGAGGCAAGGCCUUCAGCAGCUGCUCGGUCUCCCUUUAGCACCUGAGGUUCCACACAGGUCAGAAGCUCUACAAAUGCAACCGAUGCUAAAAAACUUUCAGUUGUAGCUCAAGCUUCAUCCAUCAGUGAACACACACUGGGAAGAAGCCCUAGAAGUAUAAAAUGUGUGGGAAAUGCUUAAGCUCCAACACAGCCUUUACGCAUCAGCGCAUCCACACUGGAGAAAAGCCCUUUGGAUACAAGAAGUGUGGGAAGGCCUUCAGUCAGAAAAUAACCCUGGUUCAGCAUAAGCAAGUUCACACUGCUGAGAAACCUUAUGAGUGUAAGGUAUGUGGGAAAACCUUUGUCAUUUUGCAUCAGAAACUGCACUCUCAGAAGACACCUCUCCACCCCCAGAGCUCUGCAGUUUAG
Molecule: messenger RNA, 1374 nt
Organism: Castor canadensis (American beaver)
Lineage: Eukaryota; Metazoa; Chordata; Mammalia; Rodentia; Castoridae
Source: RefSeq, a predicted model, not a curated record